AUGACUUGGGAGGACGACUACAGGCGAGGGUGUGCGUUAUUUGAGCAGGGCAAUUAUGAGGCAGCUUUGAAAUAUUUCAACAAAGCAGCCCGUGAAAAUAAGACGAAUGCGUCUACUUUCUACCAGAGAUCUCUCGUAUUAGAACGGUUAAACCGCUAUCGCGAAUCACUGAGGGACGUACAGAAGGCCAUCGACCUCAUGCCAGAGUCAGAGUCAUGGAAGGCAUAUAGGCACUCUGCUGCGCUUCUUCUACAGAUAGGCAGACUUGAAGAGUCUCUAAAAAUGGUAGAUCUGGCCCUAGAACGAGCUGAUGAGAACGCCAAGAAAGUUGCAAAUCUUGUGGAUCUGCGGGAACAAAUAAUGAAUGCACUCGAACCACGGCCAUGCUAUUUCUCAAAGCUACCGGAGGAAAUGAGUACCGAGAUAUUCGCCCUCGUCGUGGACAGCGACAAUGCGAAUGUGCUCACUCUCACUCUAGUCUGUCGAGCUUGGCGAGACAUCAUCAUGAGGUCGUCACGGUUUUGGCGUAACCUUGUUUUGACGCCGACAACAAGGCUGAAGCAGGCAGAUACUUGGCUCCAACGUUCGGGGGGAACGGUGACUACUCUGCACAUUACUGGAGGAUUUUCGUUCAGUACUCGACCCAGCAUGCUUAGGAGAGCUAAUCCCGAUAUAUGGUCAAGACUUGAGACAUUGAAAAUUACUUCCCAAACCAGUGUUUGCUUUUCGUCUCUUCCUCCGGGGACGGUUGAACAACUGCAACUAGUAAAUCUUGAAUUAGUUCUGGCUAUGCUAUACAGUGGGACAUGGGUGGCACUUGGUAAGAUGGACAAGUCGCGUCUUCAGCGCUUCAUGCUGCAUGCCAACAGUAACGAAUUCAUGCCGAUGCCGAGUGUCGAUUUCUUCUGCACUUCUUUGACGGCUCUCGAAUUGUGUUCAACAUUCUCGGCAAAGGAGAUACUUUGGUUCCUGAAGGGGACACCGAUGCUUGAGAGUCUGGACCUCACACCCUCCCCAUCCCAGCAAGUAAAUCCUGGGCAAAUUGAUCCUGUUGAACUGACUUAUCUCAGGCACCUUCGGCUCGACCAUCUCUGGCACCCGAAUAAAACGCUUACUGUAAUACGCGCCCGUGGUCCGUUGGUUAUACCACAAUAUCUAACGAAGCUUGAACAUCUUCUUCUUUCAUCUUGCGUUGUCCCUGCUGCUGAUUUCGUCGCUCUUCUUCGGACAGCAACGUCACUUAGAGCACUUGAGAUUCCACGGUGCAGCUUCCGCGAUGGAGAUGAAAACGUUGUUAUUGAAGCAUUGGCGAGACCGAUGUCAAUGGAGGAGGAGCAGGGCACAUCUCAGAUGAUCUGUUGCCCACAGUUACAGACUGUAAACCUUUCUAGACUCCGUCGCCUAAAGACAGAUCUGGUCGUUCUACUUGUGAAGGCACAUUUACUCGGAGCAACGUCCCCACAUGACGAGCUGGGAUUGUUCUCUUCCCUGGAAGAGCCUCAGGUCAAGCUACGUCGCAUCCUGACCUUGGUUGUUGACGAUUGCCCGCCGUUUGAGUCCAAUGCAUUACAUUGGCUCAGGGACGUCGUAACGCAUUUCAGUUAUAAAACAACAUUCAUCUACUAA
Molecule: messenger RNA, 1626 nt
Organism: Fomitiporia mediterranea MF3/22
Lineage: Eukaryota; Fungi; Basidiomycota; Agaricomycetes; Hymenochaetales; Hymenochaetaceae
Exons: 4
Coding region: 1-1626 (541 amino acids)
Molecular function (GO): protein binding
Source: RefSeq, a predicted model, not a curated record